Molecule: messenger RNA, 540 nt
Organism: Diversispora eburnea
Lineage: Eukaryota; Fungi; Glomeromycota; Glomeromycetes; Diversisporales; Diversisporaceae
Source: the annotation of a GenBank genome assembly
AUGACAAAAAUUUUUUAUACAAGAAAACUUGAUGGGUCUGAUAAAAAUAUCAAAUGUAUAAAAUGCAAACGAAGAAGUCGUAUUAAUAGUUCACAUAUAUGUUAUUAUUGUCAUGGCAUUAAUUCUCUAAUUGUUGUUGACAGUGGCAAUAUAAACAUUGAUAAUUUUAUCAAAGGAACACAGUCAUCAAAGAAUAGAAUUGGGGAUCGAUUUUUAGAAUGGGUUCCUUAUAAAGAGUUUAAAGAUGUAAAGAAAAUUGGACAAGGUGGUUUCAGUAAAAUUUUUAAAGCUACUUGGAAAAUUAGUGACGGUAUGAGUAAUAAUGGUACGCGUUCUGAAGAUGAAAUCAAAGAAUUCUAUCCAUACAGUUGUGACGGAUGGUUAGAAUUUAAUAAAGCUGAAGAUAAACGACUUGAAAUGGUUGAAUUCAAAAAACCAUUUGUAAAAAAUCCAGGAUACGAGCAUCCCAAUUCUAGAUAUUAUAGCACAUCAUUAAAUUCCAUGAUAGAAUCUAUUAAUUCGACAGUAUCAGGUAUUUAA